Molecule: messenger RNA, 1410 nt
Organism: Elgaria multicarinata webbii
Lineage: Eukaryota; Metazoa; Chordata; Lepidosauria; Squamata; Anguidae
Product: G-protein coupled receptor 12-like
Exons: 3
Coding region: 1-1410 (469 amino acids)
Biological process (GO): adenylate cyclase-activating G protein-coupled receptor signaling pathway; regulation of metabolic process
Cellular component (GO): cytoplasm; plasma membrane
Molecular function (GO): G protein-coupled receptor activity
Source: RefSeq, a predicted model, not a curated record
AUGCGUGACAAUUGGAGCAACCUGCUCAGGCAGGAUUUUUCUGCCACAAGCGACGAUGUGCAUUUCCUGACCUUGGGAGAGGAGGAGUUGGAGGAAGACGAGACCCCGCCUCUCAGCAUCCUUAUGAAUGAAAUUCCAGAAGACGCCCGCGCGCAUCCGCAGUCCCGCACCGGCUGCGCCGCCAUGGAAGAGCAGCUGCGGCAGCAACAGCAGCGGCUUCUGGUGCUUCUCCACGCCUCCUCCGGGCCUUUCGCCAGCAUCUGGCCCCCGCCCAACUCCUCCUCCGCCGCCGGGGGGCCGUCGGACCUCUCCCCCGGAGCUGCGGCGGCGGCAGCGGCAGCGGCGGCGGCGGCAGGAGAAGAGGCGUCCGGCGGCAGCGGCGGGGGCAGCGGGGGUGGCGCGGGCAGCCCGGGGGGCGGCGGCGCGGCGGCGGCGGCGGCGGCAGCGGGGGCGGUCAACCCGUGGGACAUCGCGCUGUGCGCCACGGGCACGCUGAUGGCGUGCGAGAACGCGCUGGUGCUGGCCGUGCUGGUGUACACGCCCAGCCUGCGCGCGCCCAUGUUCCUGCUGCUGGGCAGCCUGGCGCUGGCCGACCUGCUGGCCGGGCUGGGGCUGGUGGCCCACUUCGGCGUGCACUACCUGCUGCUGCAGCCGCCGGGCGCCGCGGCCACCCUGGGCGCCGCGGGGCUGCUGCUGGCCGCCUUCUCGGCCUCGGCCUGCAGCCUGCUGGCCAUCGCGGUGGACCGCUACCUGUCGCUGCGCCACGCGCUCACCUACCACUCGGAGCGCGCGCGCCGCUGCACGGCGGCCGCGCUGCUGCUGCUCUGGCUGCUGUGCCUGGCCGCCGGGCUGCUGCCGCUGCUGCUGGGCUGGAACUGCCUGCGCCCGGCGGCCGGCGGCGGGGGCGGCGGGGGCAGCCGGGGCGGCGGCGGGGGCGGCGGGGGCGGCGGGGGCGCCGCCGCCUGCAGCGUACUGUGGCCCGUCACCAAGGCGCACGCGGCCGUGCUGGCCGUGGCCUUCCUGCUGCUCUUCGGCCUGAUGCUGCAGCUGUACGCGCAGAUCUGCAAGGUGGCCUCCCGCCACGCGCAGCAGAUCGCCGUGCAGCAGCAGUCGGCGGCCGCCAGCGCCCCGGCCGCGGCGCCGCGCAAGGGCCUGGCCACGCUGGCGCUGGUGCUGGGCACCUUCGCGCUCUGCUGGAUGCCCUUGGCCGUCUACGCGCUGGUGGCCGACGCCUCCUCCCCGGCCGCCUACACCGACGCGCUGGCGCUGCCGGCCGCCUGCAACUCGCUCCUCAACCCCGUCAUCUACGCCUUCAGGAACCCGGACAUCCAGAAGGCCCUGGGGCUGGCCUGCUGCGGCUGCCGGCCGGCCGGCUGCCCCGCCAGGGCCCGGACGCCCAGCGACGUGUGA